This is a messenger RNA of Rangifer tarandus platyrhynchus (Svalbard reindeer), 1488 nucleotides long. Lineage: Eukaryota; Metazoa; Chordata; Mammalia; Artiodactyla; Cervidae. The record is from the annotation of a GenBank genome assembly.
AUGGAGAACAAAGCCAUGUACCUGCACGCCACCGUGAGCGACCGCGACUCCAGCUCCAUCUUUGAGGAGCCCUUUGAUGGCAGGAGCCUGUCCAAGCUGAACCUGUGUGAGGAUGGUCCAUGCCACAAAGGGCGAGCAGGUGGCUGCUGUACCCAGCUGGGCUCCCUGUCAGCCCUGAAGCAUGCAGUCCUCGGGCUCUACCUGCUGGUCUUCCUGGUUCUCGUGGGCAUCUUCAUCUUAGCAGUGUCCAGGCCCCGGAGCUCCCCGGACGACCUGAAGGCGCUGACUCGGAAUGUGAACCGGCUGAACGAGAGCUUCCGGGACUUGCAGCUGCGGCUGCUGCAGGCCCCGCUGCAGGGAGAGCUGAGCGAGCAGGUGUGGAAGGCUCACGACGCGCUGCAGAACCAGUCGGACUCGCUGCUGGCGCUGGCAGGCGCGGUGCAGCGCCUGGAGGGGGCGCUGUGGGGGCUGCAGGCCCAGGCGGCGCAGAGCGAGCAGGCGGUGGUCCUGCUGCGGGAGCGCUCGGCCCAGCAGAGCGACGCGGCGCAGCUGGAGCUCUACCAGCUGCAGGUGGACGGCAACCGCAGCCAGCUGCUGCUGCGGCGCCACGCCGGCCUGCUGGACGGGCUGGCGCGCCGGGUGGGCGCCCUGAGCGACGAGUUGGCGGACGUGGGCGGCGCGCUGCGCGGCCUCAACCUCAGCCUGUCCUACGACGUGGCCCUGCAGGGCACGCGGCUGCGGGACCUGCGCGUGCUGGUGAGCAACGCCAGCGAGGACGCGCGCCGCCUGCGCCUGGCGCACCGGGGCUUGGAGCUGCAGCUCAAGCAGGAGCUGGCCGUGCUCAACGGUAUCACCGAGGACCUACGCCUCAAGGACUGGGAGCACUCCAUCGCGCUGCGCAACAUCUCCCUGGCCAAAGGACCACCAGGCCCCAAAGGUGAUCCAGGGGAUGCAGGGAAAGAAGGCGAGCCUGGAAUCCCUGGCCUACCUGGACUUCGAGGUCUACCAGGGGAGAGAGGGACCCCAGGACUGCCUGGCCCCAAGGGCGACGAAGGGAAGCUGGGAGCCAGUGGACCAAUGGGCAUGCGUGGCUUCAAAGGUGAUCGAGGCCCAAAAGGGGAAAAAGGAGAGAAAGGAGACAGAUCAGUGGAUGCCAGUGGCGUGGAGGCGGUGAUGGUGCGGCUGGUGAACGGCUCGGGCCCGCACCAGGGCCGCGUGGAGGUGUACCAUGAGCGGCGCUGGGGCACCGUGUGUGACGAUGGCUGGGACAAGAAGGACGGGGACGUGGUGUGCCGCAUGCUGGGUUUCCCUGGCGCCGAGGACGUGCACCGCACCGCUCAGUUCGGACAAGGCACAGGGAGAAUUUGGAUGGACGAUGUCGCCUGCAAGGGUACCGAGGAAAGCAUCUUCCGCUGCAGCUUCUCCAAGUGGGGGGUGACAAACUGCGGGCACGCUGAGGAUGCUGGCGUGACGUGCAAGAGACACUAA